UUUCAGCAGAGUUUGUGCUUGUUACUGUAUGGCUGAUAUUUCCUGACAACAAACGUCCAACAAGGGUGGAGAAGAUUUGAGCUGGAGUAUUGUUUUCCUUUCUCAUUUACAUUUGUGUGUUAAAAAAAGAGACUGCUUGUUUGGAGAUCCACUUCAACAGGAGGACUAUUUCAUCAGAAUAAUACUUCAUCCAUUCAUCCCUCCCAUCUACAGAAAGGCUGAUCAAAAUCACGCACUAUCUAAACAAAACCACACUACCGGGGCAGAUGGACAUUUACAGUUUCAUUUUGUAUUUUCAGAGCUUCAAAUUGUUUGUUUGGUUAAUUUCUCUUCAACUUGAGUCAGUGGAAGGACACUGAGACUCAAUAAUUUGUCUGUUCACUGUUAAAUAAAUUAUAGGCCUACUAUCCUACUCAAGUAAAGAACAAGUCUCUCAAAAUUGUAUUUCAAUAUCGUAUUUGAUUAAAUCUACUUAGUUACUGCACAGUGCACACCACUGCGACUGACCAAUGUUUAACUUGUGAAACUGAAGCCUCUUGCUGUGUUAUUAUUCCCACCAUGUGUCUGCAGUAUGGUCUGCAGUCACGACGAACUGUAGCCUAUCGGAAUUUCGGCUCCACUCGUUACCUCUGAAGGCAGCCUCUCAGCCAUUGCUAUGAUUGGCGGACGGACCUGCCACUCAUCACUUGUCCCGCCCCGCAGCAUUAGCGCGGCAUGGCAACGGCGAGGGGGGAGCAGGUACCUACGGUUAGGGGCUCCAGUCUAACCGGACCACAGAGAGUGCAGCAGCAGCAGCAGCCGUAGUAGCAGCACUAUUUCCCGCCUCACUGACUGGAGAACAGCGCUGAUAAGAGGAUGCUCCACCGCCACCGCCGCUCCGCUCCCUCGCUCACCAGGUGUUGGACUAAACAAGGACGUCGUUAACAGCAGCAGAUCUUGUAUGCAUGUGCUGUGUCUCCCUGGUCCCGUACACAGACGAUCGAGAAGAUGCUGAGCCGACUAAUGAGCAGCAGCAUCAGGAGUCUGGACCGGGAAUGCAACUGCACUGUGAGGCUGCUGGACGACUCGGAGUACACUUGCACGAUCCAGCGGGACGCCAAGGGACAGUACCUGUUCGACGUGAUCUGCCACCAUCUCAACCUGCUGGAGAAAGACUACUUUGGCAUUCGAUAUGUUGAUCCAGACAAGCAGAGGCAUUGGUUGGAGUUUACAAAGUCAAUUGCCAAACAAAUAAAAUCCCAGCCUCCGUUCACCAUGUGUUUGCGAGUCAAGUUUUACCCACCUGACCCCGCUGCCCUGAAAGAGGAAAUCACCAGAUAUCUCGUCUUCCUGCAGGUUAAGAGGGAUCUCUACCAUGGCCGCCUCCUGUGCAAGACAUCCGACGCUGCUCUGUUGGCUGCCUACAUAUUACAAGCUGAAAUUGGCGACCACGACCCCGGCAAACACCCAGAGGGCUACAGCUCCAAGUUCCAGUUCUUCCCUAAGCACUCUGAGAAGUUGGAGCGGCGGAUUGCUGACAUCCACAAGACUGAGCUGAUAGGUCAGAUCCCUGAAAUAUCAGAGCUCAACUUCCUCCAGAAGGCUCAGAACUUGGAGACGUAUGGAGUCGACCCUCAUCCAUGCAAGGAUGUGUCCGGGAACCCAGCUUUUCUGGCGUUUACUCCUUUUGGAUUCACUGUGUUGCAAGGAAACAGGAGGGUCCAUCUCCUCAACUGGGAGGAGGUGACCAAACUCAAGUUCGAAGCAAAGACAUUCCAUGUAUAUGCAAAUCAAACGGAGGAUAAGAAGAUCAUACUGACGUUCUUUGCACCCACACCUGAGGCCUGUAAGCACCUGUGGAAAUGUGGUGUGGAGAAUCAGGCCUUUUACAAGUUGGAGAAGUCAAGUCAAGUCCGCACUGUGUCCAGUAGCAAUCUCUUCUUCAAGGGUAGCCGCUUCAGAUACAGUGGAAAGGUUGCAAAAGAAGUGAUGGAACAAAGUGCCAAAAUUAAGAGAGACCCUCCCGAGAUACACAGGUGUGUGUUUUUGUCCAGGGCCGGCAUGGUGCCAAGUCGGAGCUGCCCCUCCAUCACUCACGGCCCCCGGCUGACCAGUGUGCCCAGGACCCGACGGAGAGCUGUGCACAUCUCCAUCAUGGAGGGUCUGGAGUCCCUCCGAGACAGCGCCCACUCCACACCCGUGCGCUCCGUCUCCCAUGGCGACUCCUUCAUGUCUUCUCGAGGCAGCAUGAUGGACAGCAGCGAGGCGAGCACGUCGGCAGUCAUCUCCGACGAGGCGUACAGCCCCUCAGACAGCAUGCUCUCCACACCUGUGGCCGAACACGGGAUGGAGAACCCUCUGAACCGCCACCUCAACGGGGCGCCCCGCAGCGUGGAGGACAAGGAGUCAGAGGCCGGAGCGUCGAAGGAGGGGCAGACCGCAGAGUUUUCAUCCGGCAGGCGAGCGCUGCGUUUGGUGAAGAGCAGGCCGGCCCCACCCAGCGACGCGGAGGAGCUGAACAAGUUCAUCCUGAGCGUGCUGCGGCUGUUCCUGGUCACCAUCGGGCUGCUGUUCGCCCUGCUGCUGCUGCUCAUCAUGCUCACAGAGUCAGACCUGGACAUUGCCUUCCUGAGAGACAUCCGCAAGACACCUGAAUUCCAGCAGUUCCACUUUGAAUACUUUUGCCCUCUGCGGCGCUGGUUCGCCUGUAAGCUACGAUGGAUGGGAGGUUUCCUCAUCAGCAAGUGAAGCAGAGACUGAAGGACAAAAUACAGGCCUGCACUGAUGGAGACGGGAUAUUUAAUAGAGAGAGGAGAGAGGGGGGAGGGAAAAGGAAAAGAAUGGCAGCCCUUUUCCCAAUAUCAACCCAGCUACUCUUAUAAGGGAGUUACUGUCACAAGCCAAGGACUGUCCUCUGAAGAGCCUUGUUUAUUAUAUCUGACCAUCACUGCGAGGAAAGAAAAUCACAUUUUACUUUGGAAAUUCAGGUCAUUUCAAGGUAUUUUAUUUUUACACAAAGCCACAGUAACAGGGUUUCAUUUAAAACACUGAACGUCUGACAGACUUCACUCAUUCAACCACAGAUAUAGUUGCCUUUAUUUUUCUAUUCAUUUAUAUCCUGCAACAUUAUUGUGAGACAGAUUGACCUUUUGUGUUUGGGAGUGUGUUGGUAACCUGAGAGUUUGAGUGAAGUUUUUAGAGCCAGUCUAGCUCAUCUUAUUUAUAUAUUUUAAAGCCAACCUUCAUUAAGCUAGAAUUUAUAAUUGUCACUGAUCAUUUAACCUUCUGUUUUGACUUGUAUCUGGGGGUUAGAGAAAGUGUGAAAUGGAAAACCUUGCAGCACGUACUGAAUGUAGAUCAGUCCUGAGUUAAAUAAUAUUUGCAAAGAAUAUGAUUGGCAACCGAGAAAUACUAGCAGCAGCUAUUUCACCCAGGAGUGACGUUGGUGCUGGUGAUAAUGUAAAGUAAUAAUGUGUCUAGUUUGUGGUCAGACGUCCAAUAACGGUGUGCUCAUGUUACCAUUUCUGUCCAGCCACUAGAGCACCGAUAACAUUAUCGUUCUAUGACUAUGAUUUAAAGACAAUUUGUAAGGAUUUAAAUAAGUAUUGGAGGUGGUAGGUUGACUGAUUUUAUAAAAUAGCAGCAAAAAUAAUAGCUACAAUCAACUUCUGUGUGAAAGAAACAGUCGUCACAUUGCUGUAGUUCCUUUACAGUAGUUGUGAGCUAGCGCUGUAGUGAUAGUGAAAUGUUUGGGUUAGUUCUUUGACUCCCUCACUCUGUAGAAGGAGUUUAUCUUGAUGUGCAAUACUGUACAUAUUCAUAAAUAAAGAGUCUUUACAUUUA
Messenger RNA from Gymnodraco acuticeps, 3822 nucleotides. Its product is annotated as FERM domain-containing protein 5-like. The transcript has 14 exons. The record is from RefSeq and is a predicted model, not a curated record. Lineage: Eukaryota; Metazoa; Chordata; Actinopteri; Perciformes; Bathydraconidae. Bases 988 to 2727 code for a protein of 579 amino acids. Gene Ontology annotation, molecular function: cytoskeletal protein binding. Gene Ontology annotation, cellular component: cytoskeleton.